This is a messenger RNA of Haplochromis burtoni (Burton's mouthbrooder), 1864 nucleotides long. RefSeq names its product glutathione hydrolase 1 proenzyme-like. Gene Ontology annotation, cellular component: plasma membrane. The transcript is spliced from 3 exons. The record is from RefSeq and is a predicted model, not a curated record. Bases 76 to 732 code for a protein of 218 amino acids. Gene Ontology annotation, molecular function: leukotriene-C(4) hydrolase activity; glutathione gamma-glutamate hydrolase. Gene Ontology annotation, biological process: inflammatory response; leukotriene D4 biosynthetic process; glutathione catabolic process. NCBI's taxonomy places the organism in Eukaryota, Metazoa, Chordata, Actinopteri, Cichliformes, Cichlidae.
GUGUUUCUGGGAAAUCAGGCGGUUAACUGUCAGAGGAAGUGAAUUACCGACGUUUAUGCAGAGAAGAAAGCAGCGAUGGCUGAAUCAACCGAGCACGUUGAGGGAGGAAAUUUGUCUCCCAUUUCCCCCCUCAACGAGGACACUGAGGACGAGGACGUUGGGGGGGCAAAUACGACUCCUAUGUGUCCCCCCAACGAGGACGUUAAGGACGAGGAUGUUGAGAGCGCAAAAACGACUUGUAAUUGCCCGCCCAAAGUUCCCUGCAUAUUAGUUGUUGUUGUAGGUGCAGUUUUUCUAAUUGUAGGUGCUCUAGUGGCUGGUCUACCAGCUGGUUUUAUUGGUUUUUGGAAGGGUAAAAGUGAGUGUGUCAAGGACCCCAGUGCUGAUUGCCCUUUUUCAAAAGCUGCUGUGGCCGCAGACUCCGAGAAAUGUUCACGGAUUGGACGGGACAUUCUUCAGAAAGGCGGCUCUGCAGUAGAUGCUGCCAUUGCUGCGCUGCUGUGCACCUCCAUCAUCAACCCACAGUGCGCAGGGAUCGGAGGCGGGGUCAUAUUCACUGUGAUGGACAGCUCUGGUAAAGUGAAAAUCAUCAACUCCAGAGAGACUGUCCCCAGCAACGUGACCUCUGACCUCCUUAAGUUGUGUCCUAACACCACAGAGUGGACCGUGGAGUGGCCGCAAGGUGGGCUGUUUUUCUGCCAUAAUGCUAAUAUUUAUAAUGUUUUAGUCUAAUCUGCUCUUGGACUCACCUUUAUGACACAGUUAAUUUAUUCUGUACAGGUCACUGCUAAUGCACACUGUGAGUCAUUCCUCUUUCCUCAAGAAAGCAAAACAGAGAUGAUAAAAAAGAGAGCAAACCACUACAGAGGGUUUGGCCGUUGGCAUUUAUUAAAGACAGCGAGUCAGUUUCCUAUAUGACAUCUGUCAGAGUAAUCUAACAUAAACACAAUGAAAAACAUGCUAAUUAGUUUCAGAAAAAGCCAGAGAGAUUGGAGUAGUUAGAUCUUUCUCCAAACAGGUCUUAACAGGUCUUUCUCCAAAUCAUGCACAAGAUGUAACACAAAAGUUUUAAAGGGGUAGUCAGUUAUCUGUAGAAGUAUUUUUUUUAAAUUCAGCACUUUAGUCUGCAAGACAAACUCAAGAUAUGAAGGAUCAUACCUUUGUUUUAUCACCUGAGAGGGUUCUUGUCAUCAAAGAAGCGAAGGAAAGAGACAGCAUGACUGGUAUCUCGUUAAAAUGUCAUCCUCCUCCUCACCUCAAACCUCAUCUACUGAACAAAAGUCAGGACUCUAACACACUAAGGAGUGCAUAAACAUUAUUAUUUAAUUACUGUAAACAGACUGGACAAUUAGCGCUUCCAACUCCAGGCAGUCAACAACAAACCAGCUAAAGUACAACAGCUGGUGAUAAGCUAACAUUAAAGCUUUCUUGCCAGAAUGCUGUCCCAUCUUUCCCAUUUUCUGGUGUUCAAUUAAUGUAAAUUCCUCCCCAAGACCAAUCUUAACUCUCCUCACAAGUCCAUCUUUAUCAGUCAUUGUUUCUAAUUUGGCUCAUCUCCACUCGUUCUGUGGCAGAUUAUCUGUCUGUGGAGGUGAAGCUGGAAAUGUUGUGAGAUGCUAAAGUGGGGCCAGAGACACAGCCUGCUGUGGAUGAACAUGUCCCUGUCCCUUAUGUUGCUGUCAGCAGAGUACAAAUGACCUUCCUGCAUUACUCCCUGAUUGUCUAUAGUGUUUUGACUUUGAAGGGAAGCUGUGGAUCCAUAAGUAGAAUCAGCAUAGUCUCUGUUAAGUGUCUUUUGACAGCAUUUGAGUAUGGGAUGGACAGCAAUAAGAACUGGGAGUAGUUAUUGGAGCAGUUCACUUGU